AGUAGGAGAGGUAUACACAAAACGGGCGUUCGACGAGCACUCGCCCGCCCCCGUCGGCACUGGCGUCAGUACGACCGCAGAGCGCGUGGGUGCCGGUUCGGUGUGUUUUGCGUUCGAUUCUUUUUUUUUGAUUUUCGACGGUCCAUUUUCCCCCUCAUUCGCCCCCCCCCCCCAUUUCUCGUUCACACUGCCGUCGCUGAUAUGUCGUCCGUCAUCAACGUGCGGCUCAAUGAAAAGAUGACGUUACAGUUCGUUGAGCUAUACCGGGACCAGCGGGUGCUUUGGGACAAAGAGCACGAGGCGUACAACAAGCGGACGGAAAGAUUGCGGGCGUACCGACGGAUCGCCGAGGCCAUGUCGGUCGAAGGACUGGGCGUGCCUGAAGUAGCCAGCAAAAUCAAGAAUAUCCGAUCCACGUACCUGCAGGAGCUGAAGAAGAUCAAAGACUCGGCGCAGCGACACCUGGUUCAAUCCGAGGAUGAGGUUGCCUCGUCGCCGUACGUGCCCAAGCUGCUCUGGUUCUCCAUAUUAGACUCGAUGAUCGGUGGCGCAGCCGUCAAACGCCUGUACUCGUCACCGUCCACCGCCGACAUGCUGUCCAUAGAUUAUGCUGACGACAGCAGUUGCCCUACAGGAUCCAAUAAUUACAGCACCCCAUAUGAUUACAGCUCAUCGUACGUUAGUGACUCGGCCGACCCAAUCAAGAGACCAUCGUCUUCGUCAUCAAUGGCUGAUGAAGCGCCUCCCGCCAAGAGGCUGAUGUACGAACGACAGCAGUCGUCCGCUGAGCUAUUCUCCAGAUACAUCGCCACCUCGUUGGAAGCUCUGCCGCCGCGGCUGUCAGUGCAGGCACAAAAAGAAGUACAUGACGUCCUGGUCAAGUACAAGUUUUUGGAAUUGGACCAACUAGAGCAAAAGCGUUGACGACGACAGUCCAUCAAACUAAUAAAUAUAUUUAGUUUCGAGAAAAAAUCGUCUCGAAUAUACCUAUACAAAUUGUGUUAUUUUUCCAGCGGCUCGUAAUCAAUGACGAAUCAUUGCAAAUUGUUCUCUAUUUCAACGUGACAUUUUUCUGGACCAAAAAUAUGAUUUUUUUUUUUAUUGCGAAACGGCGAAAGAUUAAUAUGUAAAAUGUUGUUUAGAAUUUAAAAUAAUAAACCUUUCUAUAUGCGUCGUGUUUACCCGUUUUCUGCGCGCACGUCGCAAGUCCCGAGCACAUUAUUAUAAUACGUAUUGCGCACCUACUUAUACCAUACAUGGCCGUCUGCCUGCCAGGUGUUCAGAAAAUAUUAACAAUAAUUUUAAACCGUAUACUAUCGAGAACAAACGGUUUAAUUCAGCGUUGGGAAAACAUACAUUGCGGGUACGUACCUACUAUUAUUUUUAAAUAUUUGUAGUGAGUAAUACUUUUAUUUGUUAUCGUUUUGUUCGUCGUUCGUAUAAUAUUUCUUCGCUUGGCAUUUCGAUUUCUUCGAAAUGCAUAAAUAUAAAGAUUGCUCGAACAGUCACCCUCUUCAAAGUUAUCGCGCACAGUUCUAUAUUAUAGAUCCGGAGUAUUCGAAGAAUUUUUUACCGAGCAUCCGAGCCGAGGUGUGACUUAAGGCGACGCUAAAAAUAUCCAUUAUUACGCAAAUUGGCUGCCGCGUCGACUUCAAAGUGAACGUUUUUGAAUCGAUCGACACCGUAAUCUCGUGGCGCUGAAUCUGCGCGUUAUCGACUAGAGACCCCUUACGACUCCACUCUCACUAUUACUUUUGAACGAAUUUUGUUUUGUUUAUCGAACCGAUAUCAUCAGACUACGCGAGAAAGAUAUAUUUUAUAGUUGUCAUUACUCAUCAAUCGCAGUGUAUACUUGAUACUUUAGUAAAGGUAAAAAUUGAUUUUUUUUUUUUAUUAUCCCGGUAUAAAGUGUAUUGUAAAAUGUUUGUAUACAUA
Melanaphis sacchari is the source of this 1935-nucleotide messenger RNA. RefSeq lists its product as uncharacterized. The record is from RefSeq and is a predicted model, not a curated record. Lineage: Eukaryota; Metazoa; Arthropoda; Insecta; Hemiptera; Aphididae. Bases 202 to 924 code for a protein of 240 amino acids. The transcript has 2 exons.